Phaeoacremonium minimum UCRPA7 is the source of this 591-nucleotide messenger RNA. Its product is annotated as putative peptidoglycan binding domain containing protein. The record is from RefSeq and is a predicted model, not a curated record. The transcript has 3 exons. NCBI's taxonomy places the organism in Eukaryota, Fungi, Ascomycota, Sordariomycetes, Togniniales, Togniniaceae. The coding region runs from base 1 to 591 and encodes 196 amino acids.
AUGAAGAGCAUUGAGGAGAACGUCCGAGCGGCGCACACAUUCCUUUCUAAGCACUAUGGCAAUGCUUCAGACUCCGAGAUCAUCCUCGUCGGCUUCUCUCGCGGGGCUUUGACCGCGCGUGUGCUUGCUGCCCUGAUCAACGACGUUGGGCUACUCAGCGAAAAGGGGCUACGGCAUCACGAGCUCAUUUUCACGCACUGGGCGGCAAGGCGCCAGCAGUGGAAGGACGAGCCGGAGAACGACAGACUCGUUGUCGAAGCCAUACGGAAGAGAUUCGCCCCAGACACUUUCUUGUUCCAGGACGGCCGGCAGAUUCACAUCAAGGCCGUCGCUGUCUGGGACACAGUCCAGUCUCUCGGCUGGAAGCAGGUCUUCCAGAACGUGCUGCCGUGGCUGGCCACCGAAGGCGAGGAGCAGCGCUUCGCCUUUGUACGCAACCGGCUACCCUCGAAUGUCGAGAAUGCCUUCCAGGCUCUGGCGCUCAAUGAGCACCGCCGCAACUUCCAGGCAGUGAUCUGGGAUGCUGAAGGAGCUGCGUCUUCUCUGAUGAAGCAGUGCUGGUUCGCUGGCUAUCACUCGGACCCCGCCUAG